Messenger RNA from Ilex paraguariensis (yerba mate), 377 nucleotides. Lineage: Eukaryota; Viridiplantae; Streptophyta; Magnoliopsida; Aquifoliales; Aquifoliaceae. The record is from the annotation of a GenBank genome assembly.
UUUAGGACGCCAUGGUCUGAUGGAACUGCAUCCAUCUCCCAGUGUGCAAUUAAACCUGGAGAAACCCUUGUCUACAGGUUCAAAGUAGAUAAGGUUUUGAGAUUAAGGCUUGAAUUUGGCUGUUGUUUAUGUAUGGAGUGCAGCAACUCUGGGCAAUCGAAGGCUGCAUUUGUCACAUUUAGAGAUCCAAAAGCGCUUGAAAUCGCAUUGGUGCUGCCUAGCUUUGGACCAAAUGAAAGUGGUAGCAUCGGUAGUUUGGUUCAGCCAUGUCUCUUCCCAAAGUUGUACAUGAAUCACUUUAGGCUGGAACAUAUUUCUACCAUGGACACUAUGGGAUGCAAAGGUCAGCAGGCUUGUAUGGAUCUCCGAUGGUGGAU